Messenger RNA from Paramecium octaurelia, 769 nucleotides. NCBI's taxonomy places the organism in Eukaryota, Ciliophora, Oligohymenophorea, Peniculida, Parameciidae. The record is from the annotation of a GenBank genome assembly.
AUGGAAUUGAAAAAGAUUAGCGAUGGCUAUGCUGAAGAAAUUGUAAAUCUGAAAAUACAAAAAUAAGAAAUCUAAGAAAAUUUAAAUUAAAAUAAGAGUAAAAGUAUAAUUAUCAAAAUUAAAUUUAUUAGCAGAUUCAAAAAUACAAAUACUAGAAUAAUAAUUAAAAGAAUUAAAAGAAAAAAUAGAAGAAGGUGAAAGAAGUAAAAUUGAAAAUUUCUAAAAAUUUCUACAAUAUUCAAAUAUAUAUAAAAGUAAUAAUUGCUCAAUUAGUGAUGGUGGAAAAAUUGCAGAAUGUGGUUCUAAUCCUGGUUUUUGCAUUUGCGAACAGAUGAUACCGAAAUUUGGAAUAACUAAGUUUGCAUUUUAAGUGAUUGAAAAGUCAGGUUGGUUAUUUUUUGGUAUCGGAAUAAGAGAAAUAAUAAAAUAAAAAGGAUUUGGAUCUAAUUACAGGUUAAAUUGUGGGUAAAAAUUAUGAUUAAUUUAGUGUAUACUUAAUAGCUCAUGAUGGAAAUGUUUUUUCAGAUCAUGAUUCUUAAAUUGGUGGUCAGAGGCGUUCCUUUUAAUUUGGAUAGAAUGAUAGUAUUAUUGUUGAAGUUAAUAUGGAUUUGAAAAAGAUUAAGUGGAUCAAAUUAUAAUCCAAUGAAUCAUGUGUAAACUUUGAUUUUGAUAUUAGAUGAUUGAUGUUGAUACAUCUAAAGAAUUAUAUCCAUGUGCUCUCCUUUAUCCGAUAUCCAAAAUCAGGAUAUUGAAUGAAAUUCCAAAAUGA